GGCAAAAAAAGCCGGAUGGAUAAAGGAAGUGUUGGUCACCCUGGAGGCGCAUGGGUUUGGGGAAGGCUCCCGGCCGCCAUAGCCCUCUGCAGAGCGUGACCCGGGCUCUCCUCACUCACCUCAAUCCCCAGGCAGCCCAUCCACAGGGCCCCUCUCCUGCCUGGACGGCUCUGCUCGUCUCCCUGUGCUCUGGAAGAGAGCAAGGCCAUGGGUCGGCCCCUGCUGCUGCUCCUGCUGCUGCCGCUGCCAGUAUUCCUGCAGGCUGGUGGCUCCGCAGGAUCCAGUCCAGGGUACCCCUAUGGGGUCACUCAACCAAAAUACCUCUCGGCCCCCAUGGGUGGCUCUGUGGAGAUCCCCUUCUCCUUCUAUCACCCCUGGGUGUUAGCCAGACCUCCCAAUGUGAGAAUACGCUGGAGACGGGACCACUUCCAUGGGGAGGUCUUCUACAGCACAAGGCCACAUUUCAUUCACAAGGAUUUCUCAGACCGGCUCUUCCUGAGCUGGAAAGAGGGUCAGGAGAGCGGCUUCCUCAGGAUCUCAAACCUGCAAAAGGAGGACCAGUCUGUGUAUUUCUUCCGAGUCCAGCUGGACAUACAGACAGGUGACAUAAACAAAUCAGAGACAAAGAAGUGGCAGUCCAUUGAGGGAACCAACCUCACCAUCACCCAGGCUGUCAAGACCACCACCUGGAGGCCCAGCAGCACAACCAGCACAGCCAGCCUCAGAGUCACAGAGGGCAAAAGGCACUCAGAGUCUUGGCACCUAAGUCUGGAGACUACUGUGUGGGUGGCAGUGGCUGUUGCUGCACUUGGAAUCAUGAUUUUGGGACUGAUUUUCCUCCUCUGGUGGAGGAGAAGAAAAGGUCAGCAACAGGCUAAAACCACAACCUCAGCCAGGGGAUCCUUCCAAAACACAGAGGAACUAUAUGAGAAUACCAAGAAUGAAGGACAAAGUACAGAUCUCAAGCAUAAUCCCAAGGACAACGGCAUUGUCUAUGCCUCCCUUGCCCUCUCCAGCUCCACCUUACCCAGAGAACCUCCCAGCCACCAUCCCCUCAAGAGCCCCCAGAACGAGAUCCUGUACUCUGUCUUAAAGGCCUAACCAAUGGACAGCCCUCUCAAGACUGAAUGGUGAGGCCAGGCACAGUGGCGCAUGCCUGUAAUCCUAGCUCCUCCAAAGCCUGAGGCAGAAUAGAUUCAGCUCAGGCGUCAGGGCCAGCUUUGACAACAUAUCAAGAUGCCAUCUCUAAUUAAAAAUAUGUAUUAACAAUAAAAUAACAAAGUU
Molecule: messenger RNA, 1284 nt
Organism: Saimiri boliviensis boliviensis (Bolivian squirrel monkey)
Lineage: Eukaryota; Metazoa; Chordata; Mammalia; Primates; Cebidae
Product: paired immunoglobulin-like type 2 receptor alpha
Molecular function (GO): MHC class I protein binding
Source: RefSeq, a predicted model, not a curated record